This is a messenger RNA of Cottoperca gobio, 2271 nucleotides long. Its product is annotated as somatostatin receptor type 5-like. Lineage: Eukaryota; Metazoa; Chordata; Actinopteri; Perciformes; Bovichtidae. The coding region runs from base 152 to 1726 and encodes 524 amino acids. Gene Ontology annotation, molecular function: neuropeptide binding; somatostatin receptor activity. The record is from RefSeq and is a predicted model, not a curated record. Gene Ontology annotation, biological process: neuropeptide signaling pathway. Gene Ontology annotation, cellular component: plasma membrane; neuron projection. The transcript has 3 exons.
GUCCCUCCCCUUCCUCGUGUGUUGUGAUCCAAGCUUCUCCGUGCUUUGUUUUUGGUUGCCGGGCCGGCCGAGCGUGCAUGUUAGUGCACGUGAGUCCCUGUGUGUGUGUCCCACUGGCAGGCUAAUCACUGCCGCCCUUCACUGCGUUGAUAUGGCGGUUACCACUGAUAAUGCCGUCCUGACCCUCCGGUUCCCCUUCAGGUCCGUUGACCUGCCACUGAUGGGAUCAGCCUCCAUGGAGCUCAUCCAAGCCUCCCGGCUGCCUCAGGAAACCCCGACAGCUGCCUGGAUCAACAACUCCAUUCCCCCUCACUCCCAUUUCCUGCUCCUCUCCACUCCUUCUGAACCGCUUCUCGGCUUCACUCCGAGUGACGGCUCUUCCCUCUUUAACAGCAGCUGCCAGAACUGCAGCAGACCGGAGCCUGGAUCCCUCCCGGGCCUGGCUGGAAUCUUCAUCCCUCUCAUCUACGGGAUAGUGUGUGUCGUUGGCCUCGUGGGAAACACUCUGGUCAUCCACGUUAUUGUCAACUACACCAAGAAUGAGUCAGUCACCAACAUCUACAUCCUCAACUUAGCCAUUGCAGACGAGCUGUUCAUGCUGGGCCUGCCCUUCCUCGCGGUGCAGAACGCUCUGCUCUCUUGGCCCUUUGGCUUUCUAAUGUGCCGCGUGGUCAUGACCGUGGACGCCAUCAACCAGUUCACCAGCAUCUUCUGCCUGACCGUGAUGUCAGUGGACCGCUACCUGGCAGUAGUGCACCCCGUCCGCUCCUUCUGGUGGCGGCGCCCUCGUGUAGCCAAGGUCAUCAGUGCCACAGUUUGGGCGGGGUCGUUUGUGGUGGUGCUGCCGGUGGUGGUGUUUGCCGACGUGCUGAAGGAUGAUGGUAACUGCAGCAUCGUGUGGCCUGAGCCGGCGGAAGUGUGGAAAACGUCUUUUAUCGUGUACACGUGCACCGUGGGGUUCUUCUGCCCCCUGCUGGUCAUCUGCUUGUGCUACCUGCUGAUCGUCAUCAAGGUGCGCAGUGUUGGAAAGCGGGCUCAGGCCACGUCCUCUCGGCGCAGGAAGUCGGAGCGUAAAAUCACCAGGAUGGUGGUGGUGGUUGUGGCUGUGUUUGUCCUCUGCUGGCUCCCGUUCUAUGCUCUGAAUAUCGUCAACCUGCAGGUGGUCCUGCCCGGCGACUUCAGGGGGCUCUACUUUUUUGUUGUUGUGCUGUCGUAUGCAAACAGCUGUGCCAACCCCAUACUGUACGGAUUUCUGUCGGACAACUUCAAGAGAGGCUUCAGGAAGGCGCUGUGCGGCGCGUCACGCAGGGUGAAGAGCCACGACAGGGCCGGCACGGAGCUGCAGAGGCCGACAGAGGAGUGGGGGGGCGUUGUGCCCCAAGCGCAGCAAAGUGAAGGAGUCAUCAAUGUCCAUAGGAAAGACUGCGUGGAGAAAGAAGAAGAGGAGGACAUCAAUGGAACAGCAGGGGCCAUGCAGAUGAGGGAAAUAUGCAAAACAGCACAAAAUGGAAACCACAGCGGAGGAACAGAGGGCUCAAAGACUCAGGCGGUGCAGAGAGGUGAACCGGAGCCGGAGCACCCGAGUGCCAAACAUGGAGAGCAGGCUGAGAGAGGCUUUGAUCCUGCUCAGGUAGCAUCCUCUCGGCUCAGUAAAAGCAAAAACAGCAGGUCACAACCUGAAGAGCGCCUGGACAAUAACUCAGCGCUUGAAAUCAGCUCUUUGUAAGAGACACGCGACUGCAGUGGAUGUUGGGUCAAACUUCUUACAUUCAAAGAACUGCAGAUUACAGAUUACAAGUGUUAGAUCCUGGGAGGGACUGUUUGACACCAUGCACGUCUUAAAGUUGGGCUGAAAUGUGCAUCAUGUAAUGCAAUUGUUUUUUGCAAAAUUGAUGUUAACAGUGUUGGAUUGAAACAGAAUGUAAACCUAAAGGACACAUUUAAAUACCUGGCUGUAAGUUCUGUGGAGCGCAGGAUGAAGUUAGUGUUGCACACGCACACAGUCUUGAUUUGUGACUCUCUGCGUGUGAACCUGAUGUUACACCAGGAAGGUCAUCCGAGAUGUUCUGCUGUGUGUUUGGGUCGUGAGGUCACUUCAGUGUGAGUAACUACGUGAUGUACGACAUCAGUCUUGUUUCCUAUGAUCUCUGUUUGCAUUAACAUGUUGUAUCAGUGUCGUCACAGCUUUGGUAAAGUGUAAUGUGGUGAGAGUCGGCUCAAUACAUGUUUACAGAUGAUAUUUCUUACAUCCAUUAGCCCGAGCAGCUUAUC